AUGACAACAUUGUGGCAACCGUCCGGAUUAUUACUCGAUACUCCACCAGGUCAAGAUACAAGAAGACGUGGAGUGGAUUUUGAACAAUCAUCCAAACCAGCAACAUCCAAACAUCAUCCACAUGUCACUCAUCAUAUACCAAUUGAUAAUGAGGAGCAUGUUCAAACAUCUAUAGCAAAUUUUAUUUCUCCUGUAGCCAGGGCAUUUUCUCGCCAACUCGAAGAGGAACCAUUAACACACGAAGAAGCUGUAAAUGCAGCCAAACAUCCUGAUUUUGAAUCAUCUGAACGUGUUGUUAUCAAUGUGUCCGGUUUAAAAUUUGAAACACAAUUACAAACUUUAAAUAAUUUUCCUAGAACUUUAUUGGGUAACCCACAGAAAAGGGUAAGAUAUUUUGAUCCGUUAAGGAACGAAUAUUUUUUUGAUCGUAAUCGUCCAAGUUUCGAUGCUAUUCUGUAUUAUUAUCAAUCAAAUGGUCGUCUAAGAAGGCCGAACCAUGUUCCAAUAGACGUAUUCACUGAAGAAAUCAAAUUUUUUGAAUUAGGCGAAGAUGCGUUUAAUAAAUUUCGAGAAGAUGAAGGAUUUAUUAAAGAAGAAGAAAGAAUUUUACCGAGACCGGAAAUUCAACGAAAAAUUUGGUUAUUAUUUGAAUAUCCGGAAACAAGUCAAUGGGCCCGUGUUAUUGCAAUUAUUUCUGUGAUAGUCAUUUUAAUGUCAAUUGUUAUAUUUUGUUUAGAAACUCUACCAAAAUUUAAACGUUACCGUGUGCGUGCUGCUGAUAAUUCAUCGUACGAUAAUACCCGUUUAAUGAUUGAAGAAGACGAUAUUCCAGAAUUAACCGAACCGUUUUUUAUCAUUGAAACAUGUUGUAUUGUCUGGUUUUCAUUUGAAUUAAUCGUACGUUUUUGUUCUUGUCCAUUAAAAUUAGUUUUUUUAAAAUCGAUAAUGAAUAUAAUUGAUAUUGUUGCCAUUGUACCGUAUUUUAUUACUCUAUUUACAAUACUAGCAGAAGAAAAAACAAAAUCGAAUCAAGCUAUGUCACUCGCUAUUCUAAGAGUUAUUCGACUCGUUCGUGUAUUUCGUAUAUUUAAAUUAUCUCGUCAUUCAAAAGGUUUACAAAUUCUUGGACAAACGUUACGUGCAUCUAUGCAAGAGCUAGGUUUACUAAUAUUUUUUCUAUUUAUCGGUGUUAUACUCUUUUCGUCAGCGGUUUAUUUCGCCGAACAAGGUGAACCAGAAUCGUUUUUUAAAUCUAUACCAGAUGCUUUUUGGUGGGCAAUGAUAACUAUGACUACGGUUGGCUACGGUGAUAUGAGACCUGUUGGUAUAUGGGGCAAAAUUGUCGGUUCCAUGUGUGCUAUUGCCGGUGUGCUGACCAUUGCCCUUCCUGUACCUGUCAUUGUUUCCAAUUUUAACUAUUUCUAUCAUCGUGAUAUUGAUUCGGAAGAACAAAAAGAUAUUAAAUAUGCAAAUACCGAUAAUAUUGCGGCUGAAAAAGCGGCUGCAAUUAACGGUGACGGUACAUGUGGUACAGCACAUGUUAGCAUCGGCAGUUCAAUUAAAAAAUCCGAUUUGUCCUCAGCUGAAAGUUAUCAGCAUUUAGGUGAAUCUGAUGCAUUUUUACAUGAAGAAACAUCGAAUUUUCGUAAUGGUAAUCAUAAAGGUGCCGUUUGUCCAGCAGGAGUAGGCAGCGUCGUGGCAAAUAGUCCAUUGACACAAAGAAAAGUGAACAGUGCCAGUAUAAAUAAUAUGAAUGUUGAAACAGAUGUUUGA
This is a messenger RNA of Didymodactylos carnosus, 1773 nucleotides long. NCBI's taxonomy places the organism in Eukaryota, Metazoa, Rotifera, Eurotatoria, Philodinida, Philodinidae. The record is from the annotation of a GenBank genome assembly.